Manis pentadactyla (Chinese pangolin) is the source of this 8788-nucleotide messenger RNA. RefSeq names its product DCC netrin 1 receptor (gene DCC). Gene Ontology annotation, cellular component: membrane. Lineage: Eukaryota; Metazoa; Chordata; Mammalia; Pholidota; Manidae. The record is from RefSeq and is a predicted model, not a curated record. Gene Ontology annotation, biological process: cell-cell adhesion. The transcript is spliced from 29 exons. The coding region runs from base 665 to 5002 and encodes 1445 amino acids. Gene Ontology annotation, molecular function: protein binding.
UUCUCUCCGGUCUCCACAUUUUCCCUCCCAGCCCUCCACUUCUCCGGAUCAAUGGAUAGUAUGGCUUCAACUCCCAGCUCACACACCGCUGGCGGACACCCCAGUAACAAGUGAGAGCGCUCCACCCCGCAGCCCCCGCCUCUCCUCCCUCCGUCCCCUCGGCUCUUGGAGAAAAACGAACAGCCUCCCCAGCUCUCGCACCGAUUUUCCUCUUCAACUUUACCCAGCAGAGGACAGGAAAACAGCCUCAACCUUUUCAUGCACAGCCCAGUCACAGGAUUGCUUUCCAUCUCCUCUUGAUCCCUCCGGGAUAUUCUGUUGAUUGAUGCCUAGCAAGCCCCGCGGAGAGCAGGCUUCCCUCUUUUUGCUCCCUCUGUCUCCUUGAGUUAGUUUUCCAAGGUUUUACUGGGCUCGGGAAUCUCUUGGACCGAAUGGAACUUUUUGCUGCUUUCUUUUGCUGCUGAUUCUGUCAGUGGACGAGAGAAAAGGCUUCGGAGGCAGAAGAGGCACAGGGGAGGUGGAGAAAGAGGUGGAGGAAGAGGACGAGGAGGAGGAAGCCGAAGGGGCUUGGCGUUUGUGUGUGCAUGUGUGCAUGCGUGUGUGUGCAUGUGUGUGAGUGCCGCCGCUGCCCAGGACCCCCGGCCCCGAAGGUGUUGGCUGAAAUAUGGAGAAUAGUCUUGGAUGUGUUUGGGUACCCAAGCUGGCUUUUGUACUCUUCGGAGCUAUCCUGCUCAGCGCACAUCUUCAAGUCUCUGGUUUCCAGAUCGAGGCUUUCACGUCACUGCGCUUCUUGGCAGAACCUUCCGAUGCUGUGACAAUGCGGGGAGGAAACGUCGUCCUGAACUGCUCUGCAGAGUCUGACCGAGGAGUGCCGGUUAUCAAGUGGAGGAAAGACGGCAUCCACCUGGCCUUGGGGCUGGAUGAACGGAAGCAGCAACUUCCAAAUGGGUCUCUAUUGAUUCAAAACAUAUUUCACUCCAGACACCAUAAGCCAGAUGAGGGGCUGUACCAGUGUGAGGCAUCUCUAGGAGGUUCCGGGUCAAUUAUCAGUCGGACGGCGAAAGUUGCAGUAGCAGGACCGCUGAGGUUCCUUUCUCAGACAGAAUCUGUCACAGCCUUCAUGGGAGACACAGUGCUGCUCAAGUGUGAGGUCAUUGGGGAGCCUAUGCCAGCAAUACACUGGCAGAAAAGCCAGCAAGACCUGACUCCAGCCCCAGGCGACUCCCGCGUGGUGGUCUUGCCAUCCGGAGCCUUGCAGAUCAGUAGACUUCAACCUGGGGACACUGGGAUCUACCGCUGCCUAGCCCGGAAUCCAGCCAGCUCAAGAAUGGGAAACGAAGCGGAAGUCAGAAUUUUAUCAGAUCCAGGACUCCAUAGGCAACUUUAUUUUCUGCAAAGACCAUCCAAUGUAAUAGCCACUGAAGGGAAAGAUGCCAUCCUGGAAUGUUGUGUUUCUGGCUAUCCUCCCCCAAGCUUUACCUGGUUACGUGGAGAGGAAGUCAUCCAACUCAGGUCCAAGAAGUAUUCUUUAUUGGGCGGAAGCAACUUGCUAAUCUCCAAUGUGACAGAUGAUGAUAGUGGAACUUACAUCUGUGUUGUCACAUAUAAAAAUGAGAAUAUCAGUGCCUCUGCAGAGCUCACAGUCUUGGUGCCGCCAUGGUUUUUAAAUCAUCCUUCCAACCUCUAUGCCUAUGAAAGCAUGGAUAUUGAGUUUGAAUGUUCAGUCUCUGGAAAGCCUGUGCCCACUGUGAAUUGGAUGAAGAAUGGAGAUGUGGUCAUUCCUAGUGAUUAUUUUCAGAUAGUGGGAGGAAGCAAUUUACGAAUCCUUGGAGUAGUGAAGUCAGAUGAAGGCUUUUAUCAAUGUGUGGCUGAAAAUGAAGCUGGAAAUGCCCAGACCAGUGCCCAGCUCAUUGUCCCUAAGCCUGCUGUGCCGAGCUCCAGCGUCCUCCCUUCUGCUCCCCGAGAUGUGGUUCCUGUCUUGGUUUCCAGUCGUUUUGUCCGCCUCAGCUGGCGCCCACCUGCAGAAGCAAAAGGGAACAUUCAAACCUUCACAGUCUUUUUCUCCAGAGAAGGUGACAACAGGGAACGAGCAUUGAAUACAUCUCAGCCCGGGUCCCUUCAGCUCACUGUGGGAAACCUGAAGCCAGAAGCCAUGUACACCUUCCGAGUUGUGGCCUACAAUGAGUGGGGACCAGGGGAGAGCUCUCAACCCAUCAAAGUGGCCACUCAGCCUGAGUUGCAAGUUCCAGGACCAGUAGAAAACCUGCAAGCUGUAUCUACCUCACCUACCUCAAUUCUUAUUACCUGGGAACCCCCUGCCUAUGCAAAUGGUCCUGUCCAAGGUUACAGAUUGUUCUGCACUGAGGUGUCCACGGGAAAGGAACAGAAUAUAGAAGUUGAUGGACUAUCUUAUAAGCUGGAAGGCCUGAAAAAAUUCACAGAAUAUACUCUUCGAUUCCUAGCUUAUAAUCGCUAUGGGCCUGGAGUAUCUACUGAUGACGUAACAGUGGUUACACUUUCUGAUGUGCCAAGUGCCCCACCUCAGAACGUCUCCCUGGAAGUAGUUAAUUCAAGGAGUAUCAAAGUAAGCUGGCUGCCUCCUCCAUCAGGAACACAAAAUGGAUUUAUUACUGGCUAUAAAAUUCGACACAGAAAGACGACCCGCAGGGGUGAGAUGGAAACACUGGAGCCAAACAACCUCUGGUACCUGUUCACAGGACUGGAAAAAGGAAGUCAGUACAGUUUCCAGGUGUCAGCCAUGACAGUCAAUGGCACUGGACCACCUUCCAACUGGUACACAGCAGAGACCCCGGAGAAUGAUCUAGAUGAGUCUCAAGUCCCUGACCAGCCAAGUUCUCUCCAUGUGAGGCCCCAGACCAACUGUAUCAUCAUGAGCUGGACCCCUCCCUUGAACCCCAACAUCGUGGUGCGAGGUUACAUAAUUGGUUACGGUGUUGGGAGCCCUUAUGCGGAGACAGUGCGUGUGGAUAGUAAACAGAGAUAUUACUCCAUUGAGAGGUUAGAGUCAAGUUCCCAUUAUGUAAUCUCCCUAAAAGCUUUUAACAAUGCAGGAGAAGGAGUUCCUCUUUAUGAAAGUGCCACCACCAGAUCUAUAACAGAUCCCACUGACCCAGUUGAUUAUUAUCCUUUGCUUGAUGAUCUCCCCACCUCGGUCCCAGACGUCUCCACCCCCAUGCUCCCACCAGUAGGUGUUCAGGCUGUGGCUCUUACCCACGAUGCUGUGAGGGUCAGCUGGGCAGACAACUCUGUCCCUAAGAACCAAAAAACGUCUGAAGUGCGACUUUACACUGUCCGGUGGAAGACCAGCUUUUCUGCGAAUGCGAAAUACAAGUCAGAAGACACCACAUCCCUGAGUUACACAGCAACAGGCCUCAAGCCAAACACAAUGUAUGAGUUUUCCGUCAUGGUAACAAAAAACAGAAGGUCAAGCACAUGGAGCAUGACUGCUCAUGCCACCACGUCUGAAGCAGCCCCGACCUCUGCUCCAAAGGAUCUGACAGUCAUUACUCGAGAAGGGAAGCCUCGCGCUGUCAUUGUGAGUUGGCAGCCUCCCUUGGAAGCCAAUGGGAAAAUUACUGCUUACAUCUUGUUUUAUACCUUGGAUAAGAACAUACCAAUUGAUGACUGGAUUAUGGAAACCAUCAGUGGUGAUCGGCUUACUCAUCAAAUCAUGGAUCUCAACCUCGACACCAUGUAUUAUUUUCGAAUUCAAGCACGAAAUGCAAAAGGAGUGGGGCCCCUCUCUGAUCCCAUCCUCUUCAGGACUCUCAAAGUGGAACACCCUGACAAAAUGGCUAAUGACCAAGGUCGUCAUGGAGAUGGAGGUUAUUGGCCAGUUGAUACUAAUUUGAUUGAUAGAAGCACUCUUAAUGAGCCCCCCAUUGGCCAGAUGCACCCCCCACAUGGCAGCGUCACUCCUCAGAAGAACAGCAACCUGCUUGUGAUCAUUGUGGUCACUGUUGGCGUCAUCACUGUGCUGGUGGUGGUGAUCGUGGCCGUGAUUUGCACCAGGCGCUCGUCAGCCCAACAGAGAAAAAAACGGGCUACCCACAGUGUUGGCAAAAGGAAGGGCAGCCAGAAGGACCUGCGGCCCCCAGAUCUUUGGAUACAUCAUGAAGAAAUGGAGAUGAAAAAUAUUGAGAAGCCAUUGGCCACUGACCCUACAGGAAGGGACUCUCCCAUCCAGAGUUGCCAAGACCUCACACCCGUGAGCCACAGCCAGUCAGAGACCCAGCUGGGGAGCAAAAGCACCUCUCACUCAGGUCAAGACACUGAAGAAGCAGGGAGCUCCAUGUCCACUCUGGAAAGGUCACUGGCUGCACGCCGAGCCACCCGGGCUAAGCUCAUGAUUCCUAUGGAUGCCCAGUCCAGCAAUCCCGCUGUCGUGAGUGCCAUUCCUGUGCCAACGCUAGAAAGUGCCCAGUACCCAGGAAUCCUUCCGUCUCCCACCUGUGGAUACCCCCACCCGCAGUUCACCCUCCGGCCUGUGCCAUUCCCAACACUGUCAGUGGACCGAGGUUUCGGAGCAGGAAAAACAGUGAAUGAUGCACCUACGACCCAGCAGCCAUCCAUGUUGCCCCCAGCGCAGCCUGAGCAUCCCAGCGGUGAGGAGGCACCAAGCAGAACCAUCCCCACGGCCUGUGUUCGACCAACUCAUCCACUGCGCAGCUUUGCUAACCCCUUGCUACCUCCACCAAUGAGUGCAAUAGAACCGAAAGUCCCUUACACACCUCUUUUAUCCCAGCCAGGACCUACUCUUCCCAAGACUCAUGUUAAAACAGCCUCCCUGGGCCUGGCUGGAAAGGCAAGAUCUCCUUUGCUUCCUGUAUCCGUGCCAACAGCCCCUGAGGUGUCUGAGGAGGGCCACAAGCCAACAGAGGAUCCAGCCAAUGUGUACGAACAGGAUGAUUUGAGUGAACAAAUGGCAAGUUUGGAAGGGCUAAUGAAGCAACUUAAUGCCAUCACAGGCUCAGCCUUUUAAAAAAUGUAUUGCUGAAUCGAUGAGGUGAAUUUUCUGGGAACUUUCCAGCAUACCAAUUACCCAUAUACAGCACACCUGAGUCCAAGAACUCUAACCAGUGUACAGGUCAACCAUCAGGACCGCCCACUUACAAAAGAUCCUGAAGCAGUCCAGAAGGAAUAUGUUCCCUUCUUUCACAGGCAUCAGGAAUUUCAAAACGGUGAUUAUGGGGUCCCUAAACAAAAGCAAAGAUCCAUCUUCACUGCAAUGUCAAAGUGUAAGCUGCUAGCCUGGUCCUGAGUCUUUGCCACUGCAGUGACUACACUGUCAUAACGAAUGCUUACGUUUUCCUUCAUCGGGGCCCGUCGCUUCUUUACGUGUAGGUCUGGUCUUUACAAAAUGCAAGUGCAUUAUUUCAGCCUGUACCGUGCCAUGCUAAAUCAGUGCAAGCUCACUAUUUUGUUUUCAACUUUAAAGUACAGAGCAUCCAGGGGAAUCCUCUCACUACACAGCACCAAAGGAUUGGAUGUUUUCCUGACAGCACAAAAAGUAAAUAAGUAAACAAAAAGCAGGGGAUGCUUAUGUUUUACAAUUCAGACAUUCAUCUUGUCCAAGUGGUGGAUAUUAGCAAGUGGCUAUAAAAUUCACCCAUUUUAGUAUUUGUAAAUCCACCCUUGGCUAACAUUUAUGUCUGCAGAGCAGGAACAUACAAAUCUGCCACUAGUGGCAUGCUGCCAGCAGCAGUCGACUUCCAGAAAGAGGAUACAGUAUGCACUCUUCCCAGACACUGUCAUUAUGUGUGUAAGCUUGUAACAGGACGCUUUUCAAUUUGGGUGGCUCUUGUGCCAUACCACACUGUGAUGACAUUUCAAAGCUUCACCACGGCCAUCUUCCCCAGGAGUCUGGCCCCAAGAGACUCCUCUUCUGCUCUGUCCCUUUCCGAGUUCUCCUUGGCAGCCAGCCUCAGAGCAGGUGGCCAGCUUCACACAUCGCGUGGCCUGCCCAGCAUCCAGUAACCCCCUAUGGAAAGGGCAGACUCCCUGAGAACAGGCCCUGAGGAAGGAGAGGGAAAGGAAGGCAUUUUCAAGUAGUACUUCCUCCUGAGUGAUGUCACUUCUGCCAACAGGGUCCUCGCUGACUUAGAGCGAGGCAGUACUGGUAAGUGACAAUGACUAGGCUCUGUUAUCAAGGGGACCUUCCAUGCCUUGCCUGCCCAGGGUCUGAGAGGAUCAGAGGGGAAAGCACCACUUAAUAUUUCUGACACAUCAUAAAGCCAGUGGACGCUUUUCAAAGCUGCGUCUUCAUUGUGAGCUAGAAUUUUAAACUUCUAUUGCCAUGUUUAUCUGCAGCUUGAAACUAGGUGACAUUAAGAACAUUGUGUGUGCACCCUGUCAGUUUCUGAAUUUUCAGCUGCAUUUGGAGUUAAUCCUGUUUAUGCAGCCGAAUCGCCAAAAGGGGGCUAGUUUGCAUAUUUAUCAGUUAGGUGACUUGAAAAACCAGUAAGAGAGUUUCAGCUGAAUUAUUCCUUUCAGCUCUGCCUUUGAUUUCAAGCUUGAGUAGGUCAUAAUUUUAAAAGAGCAUGGAAGGGAUAGGAUCUUUACAACCUAAUAGCUCCUUUUAUUAGGUGGGUAAUUAUAUAUGAAUCCCUGAAUAAAAUAUUUUGAGCAAAAUGGCACUGUAACAGAAGUAAUAAUUCAGAUUAUUUUUUUACAGUUUUAUGUCGAGAAGGAAAUCUGAUGUCAAAGAGAGGGCUUGCUCAAAUGGUUCAUUAGAAAGUCUGGUCCAUUUGUGAAAUUGUUCCUUCGACGAGAGUGCUUGUUCGAUUUACUAAGAUUUUCUGGAAGUCCUUCUGAGGAGCUAAGUGACAUUAUUCUGUGGGGCAGUUUAUUCUUGUAAUCUUGGACACUUAAGGAGACAACCCUCCGCCGACCUGGAACAAGGCAUUUCCUAACAUAAUACUGAAUCUUGCAGAAAUAAUCCAUUGCUUAAGAAAAUGUUCAUUAGGCUAGCCUUACCUUCUCAAGGUUCUGGAAUGGCCUCCCCUUUCUAGUUCUCACAAACAGGAGCAUUCUCUGAAGGCAUCUGACACCCAAAGAAGGUCAUGCUGAGUGCUCAACUUGGAACUGGCUGCAAAACUCAAAUUUCAGGGAUUGAGUCAAAUCUUCAAACCGUAGACUGUAUGUGGACAAUCAAGAAAACUGACACUUUCACAAAAUUCUAGACAGCUCUAGUCGAAGUCAAUGACAUUAGGAAAUAAAAUUUUAAAAAUACAUGAAAACACACAUUAUUUGUUUUCAGUGAGCAGUGUAUUUCUGCUGCAUGCUCUUGAAACUUUCUUCAUUACACAAAGGUAGUGCUUUAUUUUAGUAACUGGCAAUGCUAACAAGCCUUAGUUUCACACCUUGAAUAUGGCACUACAUUUAGAUUCUCUCAGAAGACUCUUACAUGAUUGCCCAGUGAUUUAAUAUGCAAUGGCUUCACCACAAUUUCUGUACAAUUCUGCCCCCCACUCUCUCAAAUAGUUCGUGUAUGUGUACAACUGCCUGUCCAAAUUUUCAGAUAACUUUUUAAUUUUCCAGUCUCCUGAUCUCUUGACAAGAAACAAUUUGUGAAUACUGCAAGAUAGCUUCUAUUUUGCUCCUACUCCAAGUCUAGUUCAUAACAUAUAGGGCUCUUUAAGCUCAUAAAUCUCUCUGACUCCCAUAUGACAGUGCUUGAGAGCCAACCAGCAGCUCUGCCACCAGGACUCAUUUCUGCCUGAAAAAAGAAGAAAAUAAAACUUGGCAGUGCAUGCUCAGGCCUCCCCUGCACUGUGCUGAACUGUCGACCAUGAGCUUCCUCUGGAAAAAGUUCAGUAUUUUUCUUUUCUAUUUCAUACAGAUAAGAACGUUAUUUUCUUUCCUCUAGAAAUGUCUGCAUUUGUUAAACUCACAAAAAUGCAUGUAGUUCAAGAUGCAGAAGGCAUAUUUUGGAGGAUGCUUUAGCCAAAGUUAAAUAUUUCUUAGUGAUUCAUAUUCAGUAAGAAACCCAGUUGGAGCUACCGCUCUGUAGAACAGAGAAGCUUCUAGAAUAUUAAAAUAAUGGAACUUUACAUUUGGGUAUUACAAAAUGUACACUCAAAUGAACCAUCUGGAAACAUGUCAAGCCAGGGAUAAAAGAGGUGAGUUUAUUAAGGCUUCCUGUCAGGGGUUGGAUAGAGCAUUAUUCCCUCGAAAUAAGGGUUGUUCAAACCAACAUGUACACCCAGCCCUCUGCCUUCAGAGAGCUGCCCAGCGUUAGUGUGUCUUUCCAGACAAUAUUUGGAAACUGUAAAGUUCGACACUCACUGGCUUUUCAUAAAAGGGUCUCUAAGUACAAUUGUUUCUGGAAGCCUUCAUCGUCUGUGCUUAAAGAUGGUGGCUCAUUCUCAUCUGCCUUUUUGAUACAUCUGUCUGUUGACUUUGUUUAAAGAAACAUCUUAAGGUCUUUCCAAAUGUAUAGAGCAUCUCAUACACAGCAACAGCUGUCAUUCCAACCGAGAAAGGCCACCUCUGAAGUGACCCUUACCAGUUUAGAUGAAAUUAUAUCCCAGACUCAGACUUCUGAUGGUUUUAGAAUGUCCAUUUCUAGCGCACUAGAGAGAGAAAAACAGAAGAAUUCUCCAGUUUUAUGUUUUUUAAAGAAAGCAAAAUCAUCUGAACUUUAAAACAGACGUGGAGCAAGGUUGCUCUCCCUUCCUUAACCAGUUUCCUUCAGACAACCACAAACCAUCCUGAAGACCAGACACUAGUUCCCCAGUCUGCUCAUAAACAUAUACGCAAUACAGAG